Molecule: messenger RNA, 1363 nt
Organism: Pezoporus flaviventris
Lineage: Eukaryota; Metazoa; Chordata; Aves; Psittaciformes; Psittacidae
Gene: KCTD10
Product: potassium channel tetramerization domain containing 10
Exons: 7
Coding region: 112-1056 (314 amino acids)
Biological process (GO): proteasome-mediated ubiquitin-dependent protein catabolic process; negative regulation of Rho protein signal transduction; protein homooligomerization
Cellular component (GO): Cul3-RING ubiquitin ligase complex
Molecular function (GO): protein binding; ubiquitin-protein transferase activity
Source: RefSeq, a predicted model, not a curated record
GGAAGGAUUUGGCGGCGCACCCGGGCGGGGGCGGAAGUGGCGCGAGGGGCGGAAGUUCCCCCGCCCCGGCGCUCCCGCUCGCUCGGUCCGUGGGGCUGCGCCGCGCCGUUCAUGGAAGAGAUGUCGGGAGAAAGCGUGGUGAGCUCAGCAGUGCCAGCGGCGGCCACUCGCACCACCUCCUUCAAAGGCACCAGCCCCAGCUCCAAGUAUGUGAAGCUCAACAUUGGCGGUGCCCUCUACUACACCACCAUGCAGACCCUGACCAAGCAGGACACCAUGCUCAAGGCCAUGUUCAGUGGCCGGAUGGAAGUCCUCACUGACAGCGAAGGCUGGAUCCUCAUCGACCGCUGUGGCAAACACUUUGGGACCAUCCUGAACUACCUGCGGGACGGGGCUGUGCCACUGCCGGAGAGCCGCAGGGAGAUCGAGGAGCUCUUGGCUGAGGCAAAGUACUACCUGGUGCAGGGGCUGGUGGACGAGUGCCAAGCAGCCCUGCAGCAGAACAAAGAUGCAUAUGAACCGUUCUGCAAGGUACCAGUCAUCACGUCCUCCAAAGAAGAGCAAAAACUCAUAGCCACUUCCAACAAGCCAGCAGUGAAGCUGCUCUAUAACAGAAGCAACAACAAAUAUUCCUACACCAGCAACUCGGAUGACAACAUGCUGAAGAACAUCGAGCUCUUUGACAAGCUGUCCUUGAGGUUUAAUGGGAGGGUGCUCUUCAUAAAGGAUGUGAUUGGAGAUGAGAUCUGCUGCUGGUCUUUCUACGGGCAGGGGCGGAAGAUCGCCGAAGUCUGCUGCACUUCCAUCGUCUAUGCUACUGAGAAGAAACAGACAAAGGUGGAGUUCCCGGAAGCCCGCAUCUACGAGGAGACGCUGAACAUUCUGCUCUACGAGUCGCAGGACGGGAGGGGACCCGACAACGCGCUGCUGGAGGCCACGGGGGGGGCCGCGGGGCGCUCCCAUCACCUGGAGGAGGACGAGGAGCGGGAGCGCAUCGAGCGCGUGCGGAGGAUUCACAUCAAGCGCCCGGACGACAGGGCCCAUCUGCACCAGUGACUGCUGCGGCGCUGCCCGGGAGCGCUGCCCCUCCUCUGCUCCAGCUCCUGCAGCACGGGAGCAGCGCUUCCCCUCGCGCUCAACGCGGGCUGUACAUUACGUUUUGUAACAAACUAGGUCAUGUUGGGGUAUUUAAAUGCAGUAGUUGUAGGGCAAGGAUCGAGGAGGUGACUGGGCAGCCCAUAGAUACGGUAAGGACCUGUUGAGCAGCUGGAGAAAUGCCCUGAACUUACAGCACUCUUGUCUUUGCUAUAGAGAGGAAGGGGGCUGGCUUCCUUUGGCUUUAGUAACUAUCCUGCACUUUAAA